This is a messenger RNA of Tribolium castaneum (red flour beetle), 5236 nucleotides long. It is a transcript of the gene Spn, whose product is annotated as Spinophilin. The transcript has 10 exons. Bases 359 to 4918 code for a protein of 1519 amino acids. The record is from RefSeq and is a predicted model, not a curated record. Gene Ontology annotation, molecular function: actin filament binding. NCBI's taxonomy places the organism in Eukaryota, Metazoa, Arthropoda, Insecta, Coleoptera, Tenebrionidae. Gene Ontology annotation, biological process: neuron projection development; calcium-mediated signaling; actin filament organization. Gene Ontology annotation, cellular component: dendrite; actin cytoskeleton; cytoplasm.
GCGUGAAUGCGUAGGCAUGCGCAGAUUGUGCGAUUUCAUCGAAUCGUGUUUUGUGAAGGGUGGUGAAUUUUGACUGAUGCAAACUAAUGGAUAAUAGCUUAUUUUGACAGUAAUGAAUAAACACUAAGCUGUCGUAAAUAAAAACAUGUAAAAAUUGUGCGUCAUUGUUCAUUUUCUGCGGUCACCUGUGCAUAUUCUUGCGUUAAAAAUAAAAGUAUUUAUGAAAACAUGGCAUGUAUAAUAGUGACAUUUGGGCGUCGUUGUAAAAAACGAAUACAGUGAUGGAUUAAUAAUCGACUUUUCUAAUGGAUUAAAAUCUCCCCUCACGAUUUAAACACGGCUGCUACCUGGCGCCGUUAUGGAGGACAAGCGGGGCCAUCGCUUUGGCGGCUCCAAAGUCUCAGAAAUAGCGAACCGAUUCCAAGCAAAAUCCUCCCACAGCGAGGAGAUUAUCGCCCCCAUAAAAACCAAAAAGAUCGCUUCGUGCCCAAACGAGCUAGUUGAAGAAAUAUCUGACGUAAAUGUAAUCCGCACAGAAUCGCACGUGACGAGGUUCAACAGCGCUCGAGCACUUUUUGAGAAACUAGGCGAAGAGAACCGCAACAAUCGCGAUAAAUUCGCACCUCUCCAAUGUACGAAAAGCGCUUCCGACAUUUGUGAUCCCAAAACCAGGAGUAACUUAUCUCACGAAGAUAACUUUGACUCGGCCAAACACGGUAUUAGAUCUCUAUCGCCCAACCAAAGAGGGGCCCUUGAAACAUGUCCAGUGGCAAAAAGCAACAAUGUUGUGCCUAGUUCCGAGAAUAACGUCAUCAAAGCGAAUCAAACCAAGCCGCUAGUGAAGCCAGAAAAACCCGAAAAACCUCAGCGAAAAUUCAACAAUAAGGAAUUGAUCGAGAAGCAAAGGAAUUGGACUUCACACUUCUCCAAGUCACGCAGUCCGCGCUACAGCAGUGAUCCCAACAAAACGGAAAAGCUAGCUGUGAAUAACGGCGAUUCAAACACAACACAUGAGCACAAGGUAGCUAGCAGAAGUGCAUCUUUCAGUAAUCGAAUUACAGGAUCGGUAGCUAACGAAAACUUUCGACGAAAUGACGUUGUUCGGAAGGAACGUCCAGCUUCGGUUAUUCCGACUAUGUGUAGUAACAAUAACAAUGAAACAAGUCCCACAAGGGUGGUACCUUGUGAAGAUAUGCACAGGCGAAAAGAGAGGAACAGUAUGAUAUUAGGGGAGACUGAAAGACCAAUUGAAAAAUUUCCUGAUGAUGUGCCAACUGUAGCGCCUAGGGAGUUCGCUCAUUCAGUCACUACAAACACGGAUAAUAAAGAAACAAAGAAGCGGAAAAUUUGUGAUCAAAGUGAAGAACACUUUUUUGUUCCUUCGGAAGUAAACGAUAAUAAGGACGUCAGUCGGGAGAGUUUAUCAGCAACGUCUGGCAGCUUAUCGUCUCUAAGCCCUCCCACAAGCCCCGGAAAGUUGAAAUCAGAAAUCGAAAAACAAGAAGAUGAAGGAAACGAGAAAUCUUUUCUUUCAGACGUUACCGACUCCGCGUUUUGCCAAACGGACGAUCGGUUGGAUGUUUCGGAACUUGAACCGCUUCCCCUUGAAGAGGGCGAUUCACAUUUGAAGGCAAAAGCUAAAUUUUUGUACGAAAGUGCAGAAACUAAAUUAAUCAACAUUGAUAAGGAGCCAGAGAUUAAAUUAACCGAUGCCGAGAAAGAGGCGCUUUAUGCUGUGCCGUGUAAGAAUCGCAGACAAGAAAAAUGUCACAUUCCACCCAAGCCAGAUGUCUUGCAAUCGAUUAAAUGCGAGACGGAUUUAAAUAAUACGGCAGUGUUUGCUUCACAAGAACACCCCAGUAACAAACGGACGCAUGUGGUGUGUGAUAAAAGUAAUGAAGAGGCGAAAAAGAGGUGUUUUAAAGGGGAGGGUGUUCCUAGAUCGGAGAGCCCUUUGUUGGAUUUUGAAAAUGAGAGUGAAUAUGCCACCAUUGAUGAUAUUGAAGCCGAUUCGAUGACUCCGACUGAAGAAGAACAUUUGUUAAGCACAAAAAUUUCGGAAAAACGCUUAGUGUCAAGCAGACACGACCUUCUCUCAGACGAAGAGGCGCAAGAAGUUACAAGAUUGCUAAAUUCUAAAAGUCCACUAACCGACGAAUGGGCAACAGAAUCGUCACUGUUUGCUCUAAAUGAGCAGCCAGUGCCACCGACCAAUUCGUCCGAACCAACAUUUGUAAAUCACUACUCGGACGUAGCUCCUGUCUCAGAAAAAUUAUUUGCUCACUUAGAAGAAAAAGAUAAGGCUGAUAUUGACGAAGAAGCGAACGAUUUCUCACAACUCGACUCCAUUGCUUUCAUAGAUAGCUCACCGCCAAACGAGUCAGUUGAAUCCCCAAAACCUCGAAGAAAAUCAAAAGAAGUAGAGAAUAAGUUAGAUAGGGAAAAAAGUGACUACGCCCCCGAGUCGGUCCCCAUCGUGGGGGAGGAAAACGGCGUCCACUACUACGAAGACGGGCAUUUUUGGAUGGAGGUUCCAGGUCUCCUCCCGGAAUCCGAGGAAGAAGACGACGAAUCCGCUUGUUACACCCAUAUUCCCAAACCCACAAAGGUCGCAUUUUCCACCGAACCCAUGAAGGUCUACUCCACGUUCAGCGUAACAGAAUACGACCGACGGAAUGAAGACGUCGAUCCCGUCGCAGCUUCCGCAGAAUACGAGCUUGAGAAACGAGUCGAAAAAAUGGAUGUUUUUCCGGUCGAGCUUAUCAAAGGUUCGGAAGGCCUUGGACUCAGUAUUAUCGGGAUGGGAGUUGGGGCGGAUGCGGGUUUGGAAAAGCUGGGCAUAUUUGUGAAGACUAUAACAGCAAAUGGGGCUGCCGCAAAAGACGGGAGAAUUAAAGUUAAUGACCAGAUUAUUGAAGUCGAUGGGAAAAGUCUGGUUGGUGUUACGCAAGCUUACGCUGCGAGUGUUUUACGGAACACUUCCGGACUUGUCAAAUUUAGUAUUGGGCGGGAGAGGGAUCCGGAAAAUAGUGAGGUGGCUCAGCUUAUACGACAAUCGCUGCAGGCGGAUAGGGAGAGGGAGGAGAGGAGGCAGAAGGCUUUAGAGAUGGAGCAACAGCAGAGUGAUGCUAGCACGGUGCCAUUAACAGGUUCUGCAAACACUAGUGUAUCAGACGGUCCAAACAGUCCUUUAGUGAGCGCUGAAAAUUCAAUGGACGUAGAACAGAGCUCAGACAUUGACUCGUUAAAAGUGCUUCUACAAGAAUUAAUGGAGCAAAACGGCAUAAAACCGGACGACUCCGAAAAGUUGGCUCAGUUAAAUCAAAAGCUCAAGGAAACGGAACGAAUUUUAGUAACGGCGAAAAAGGAGAUCCAGACCUAUCAGAAUAUGUUGGAACAGUCUCAGUCCCAAUAUCUCGUGAUGGAAAAGAAAUACACUAAAGCCAAACAGUUACUGCGAGAAUUCCAACACCGCGAGUUGGACAUGAUCCAUCGGGAGGAUUUCUACCAACAACUUUUGCAAGAAAAGGACACGGAAUACAACGCUUUGGUGAAAAAUUUAAAGGACCGGAUAAUAAUCCUAGAGCAGGAUUUGCUCGAAGCUCAACAAAAAGCUGGCUUGCCUUGCGUUCUCCCCAACGAUAAUCUCAACCUAAAGCAGCUGACGCCCCAAAUGACCAGACGCGUUCCCCCCAAGCCCUUAUACAACGCUUUAGAAACGAAUCUGUCAGACACGGAAAUUUCCGACCACAGUCCGGACGACGAUAAGACUGCAACAGUUGAGAGAAAGCUCCCUUUGAAGGAGGAGCUCGACCGGGUUGUUCCUCAACACGAACUGCUGGACAUUUCUGUCAAUAAGAGCAAGGCGGAAUUGGCAAACAGGGGUUCCUUGGCCAAUAGGCAACUGCCAAGUGCGAAAAAAGGUUCCUUGAGUAAUAGCAGCAGCUCGGAUUACGGCUUAGACGAUAGUUACAAUUCAGGGGACGAAGUCAAUUGUUGUAACGGACGUACUACGAACUCUAAUAAUUUAUAUUCGCAACAUACGAGGUGCCAGGUGCAAGCUAACCCAGAAACGCAACACGAUUUUCAAUACAACAAAGUACAAAAACCAGUUUACGCUUCAUACAAUAAAAGGGUGGAUCCCACGCCAGUUUACGCAAAAGUUCAAAAGGAUUCUAGUCAUUCGGAUUAUACGAACCCGGAUUCGGGGAUUGUCAAAAAGGGGAUCGGCAUGGGACCUCCGCCUUCGCUUGCCGAACAACUGAAACAAGUUUUGUCAGAGCGGGAGAAGCGGUUCAGCUCUGACACUCUGAAUAGUUCCUGUGAAGAAUUGACGGAAAGGUCGAAACACAACGCCGCCCAGCAUUUGCUCGAGGAGAUCCGGCAAGCUGUGAACGAGGCGAAUGCGAAAGUAAAGAAAGUUGUGCCCGUUACAUUAUCACCCCCAGGUAGUACUCCAUGGCAACAUCAAGGAAGUAUGUUACCUACACCUCCGUCUCCGUCGAGUUUGUCGUCAGGGUCCGUUUCACCCUCAAAACACGACGCCUCGUGGGUUACAACAGAUCUCAGUCUGUCCUCGUGUAGUAUUAGCAGCGACAAAAGAGGGUCGCAGUAUUGGCAGUCGACGCCUAUUUCAGAAUGGAGCAAAGACCAGGUCUCCCAGUGGCUGCUUGGGAUUGGGAUGGAGAACCAUAUUCCGAAGUUCGUAGAGUUGGACGUCAAUGGGCAAGCUCUCCUCUUGUUGACGUCUGCGGAUUUCAAAAUUCUCGGUAUCGCAAGUGACGAUAAAAGCUACUUGAAGCGAAAAAUAAAAGAACUGAAAAUACAGAACGAGAAGGAGCGCAAACAGAUGGAACGGAAUAGAAAAGAGAAAGAGAAGCUUUUACGGAAAGCGGAGAAAGCAAAUAAGAAAAAGUAAUAAAUAAAAUUAGCGAAUGGACACUUCGGCCUAGGAAAUUGAAGUAACAUUAGGUGAAAUAUUAACUAUUUAUCAUUAGUGGACACCUGUGAAUGGUGUAUUAUACAUAAUUGCUGUAAAUGUGACUUUCUUGAAUCAGGACAUUACUUUAUUAUUUAUAUGUAUAGCAAGAGUGUGAGAUUAGGAAUCAUUCAUUGCAAUUUUUUAACGUUUGUGUGAUAAUAGUGUAUGUCAUGAUUUUUUUAUCUUUACAUUUUUAUUUUAUAUUUUUGUUAUAUUCUAAUUCAAUAAUUAUUAUCAAAUAAAAGUAAAAAGUAA